UUUGCCCCAUUUCUCCCCAUUUCGGUCCCCCCAGUGUCUCCAAGCCGCACGCCAUCAUGCCGGGGCAGUCCUACGGGCUGGAGGACGGCUCGUGCAGCUACAAGGACUUCAGCGGCUCGCGCAACAAUCGCUUCUCCACGCCCGAGCAGGCGGCCAAGAACCGCAUCCAGCACCCCAGCAACGUGCUGCACUUCUUCAACGCGCCGCUCGACGUCACCGAGGACAACUUCUACGAGGUGGGGCGGCCUUCGGCCUCGGCGCCGUCCUCAGCAUCCUCAUCAUCCUCACCUGCAUCCUCCCCUGCAUCCUCCCCUUGAUCCUCAGCCUUCCCUUCAUCACCUGUAACCCUCACCCUGUCCCUGACCCCAGCCCUCGGCGUCACCGAGGACAACUUCUACGAGGUGGGGCUGCCUUCGGCCUCGGUGCCGUCCUCAUCUUCCUCCCCUUCAUCAUCCUCAGCCUCCCCUUCAUCCUCAUCCUCAGCCUCACCAUCCUCAUCUGUAACCCUGUCCUGUCCCUGACCCCAGCCCUCGACGUCACCGAGGACAGCUUCUACGAGGUGGGGCUGCCCUUCGGCCUCGGCAGCGUCCUCAUCCUCCUCACCAUGCUCCCCAUCAUCAGCCUCAGCCUCCCCUUCAUCCUCAUCCUCAGCCUCACCAUCCUCACCUGUACCCCUAACCCUGUCCCUGACCCCAGCCCUCGGUGUCACCGAGGACAACUUCUACGAGGUGGGGCUGCCUUCGGCCUCGGCGCCGUCCUCAUCCUCCUCAUCAUCCUCCCCUGCAUCCUCAGCCUCCCCUUCAUCCUCAGCCUCAGCCUCCCCUUCAUCCUCCUCCUUCAUCCUGUCCAUCCUCCUCUUCAUCAUCCCCAUGUCUAACCCCAACCCUGGAUGUCACCGAGGACAACUUCUACGAGGUGGGGCCCUUCGGCCUCAGUGCCAUCCUCAGCAUCCUCAGCAUGCUCCCCUUCAUCCUCAUCCUCAGCCUCCCCUUCAUCACCUGUACCCCUCACCCUGUCCCUGACCCCAGCCCUCGGCGUCACCGAGGACAACUUCUACGAGGUGGGGCUGCCUUCGGCCUC
Molecule: messenger RNA, 1080 nt
Organism: Onychostruthus taczanowskii (white-rumped snowfinch)
Lineage: Eukaryota; Metazoa; Chordata; Aves; Passeriformes; Passeridae
Product: heterogeneous nuclear ribonucleoprotein L-like
Exons: 1
Coding region: 57-317 (86 amino acids)
Source: RefSeq, a predicted model, not a curated record